Messenger RNA from Plectropomus leopardus (leopard coralgrouper), 5059 nucleotides. RefSeq names its product coronin 2Aa (gene coro2aa). NCBI's taxonomy places the organism in Eukaryota, Metazoa, Chordata, Actinopteri, Perciformes, Serranidae. Gene Ontology annotation, molecular function: actin filament binding. The record is from RefSeq and is a predicted model, not a curated record.
UUCGGCUUCAUGCUGCACACGCACACAUCGUCUCCUCUGACUGUCUGUGUGCACAUCAAAGAAGAAGCUCGGUCAGGACUCUGCUCGGACAGUAGUGUAGUACGAUCGAGGACGGGCUGUGUGUGUGUUGGUGUGCAUGUGUGUGUAGAGGUCAGUGUUGAUCCAUGUGCUUAAGAUAAAGCAAGACAAGUGAUUUUUUUGGUUAGAUUUUUUUUUUUUUUUGCCCCCCAGACGUGAGAACUUUUUUUCACUCACGUAAGGACCUACUGCUGCCUCUUGAGCCAGUGUCGACUCUCUCGACAGGAUGACAUGGCGUCCUCAGUACCGCAGCUCCAAGUUCCGCCACGUGUUUGGUAAGGCCGCCACCAAGGAGAGCUGCUAUGAUGGUGUGCCAAUCACACGCAGCGUCCAGGACAACAACUUCUGUGCUGUCAACCCACGUUUCCUGGCAGUCAUCACUGAGUGUGCCGGGGGAGGGGCCUUCCUGGUCUUGUCUGUCCAUCAUACGGGUAAAGUGGACCCUCACCAUCCCCGAGUAUCGGGCCACAGAGGAAAUGUGUUAGAUGUCAAAUGGAAUCCUUUCAACGACUACUGCAUUGCCUCGUGCUCUGAGGAUGCCACGGUGAAAGUGUGGGAAAUCCCUCCUCAUGGCGUGCUGAAGAACCUCACAGUACCAUGGAAGGAUCUUCAGGGUCAUAGCCGGAGAGUGGGCCUCAUCGAGUGGCACCCGACUGCGAACAACAUCCUCUUCAGUACAGCCUAUGAUUACCAGGUGAUGAUCUGGAACCUGGACUGUCCCGAGCAGGUGAUUAAGAACCCCAUACGGACAGUCAGCCACCACACAGACGUCGUUCUCUCCAUGUCUUUCAACACAGACGGCAGCCUCUUCGCCACCACCUGCAAAGACAAGAAGAUCCGACUCAUGGAGCCACGUUCAGGAAACCUGCUGCAGGAAGCCAGCUGCAAGACGCACAAAGCCAGCAAGGUGCUAAUCCUGGGUAACACGAAGAUGCUCUUCACAUCAGGCACUUCACGUUGGAACGAUCGACAGUUUGCUCUGUGGGAUCAGGACGAUAUGUCCGUGCCUUUGUUAGAGGAGAACCUGGAUGGUUCGUCAGGAGUCAUUUUUCCUUUCUACGACCCUGACACACACAUGCUCUACCUUGCUGGAAAGGGUGACGGAAAUAUCAGGUACUAUGAGAUCAGCUCAGAAAAACCGUAUAUCCAGUACCUAACAGAGUACCGCUCGCACCUACCUCAGAAAGGAAUGGGCGUGAUGCCUAAGAGAGGUCUGGACGUGAGCUCCUGUGAAGUUUUCAGGUUCUACAAACUGGUGACAAUCAAGAGUCUCAUCGAGCCUCUUUCCAUGAUCGUACCCCGCAGGUCGGAGUCAUACCAAGAAGACAUCUAUCCAAUGACAGCUGGCAACAAACCUGCUCUGUCUGCAGAGGAGUGGCUCGACGGCAUCGAUAAAGGUCCGGUGCUAAUGUCUCUGAAGCCUGGAAGUCAAAUAGCAGAGUCGUACUCAGAGAUGAGCAAGGGGAUGGGGAACUCAGUGGACACUCGCAGGUCUCAGAGCAGACCAGGAAUGCUGCAACUGGCGUAUAUUCAUGAUCAACUGGGAACCAAAGAUGGCAUGGAGGACAGCGGCCGUACAGAGGACGAGAGGAAUAGGACACCUGUUAGCAACGGGGAAGACCUUGCACUUUGCUCUCCGCCUAGGACAGAAAAUGAGCUGCGUCUGAAGUUCCACAAGCAGCAGGAGGAAAUCCGACGGUUGAGGGAACUCCUGAGCCAGAGGGACGUGCGUAUCAAACAGCUGGAGCUGGAGAUUAAGAACAUCAAAAACUCCCAGUCUCACUCACUUUAAGACUUGCCUGACCCACGACCUCACCUUCACCCCCUGGUGGGAGCACAUGCAUUACUGUACAAACUUAUACCCUUCUUCAAACCACCGCACCUCUACUUCCUGAUGCACCUCUUCUCCUUUAAUGAGCCCACCACACUCACUGCACACACGGGGGAUUUAAACUUUGUGUUUUCUUUCCGUCUGUCAGUUUCACACACGGUGCACAUAUUCUUUGUUCAUGUACAUACAUUCAGACACGGAGUCUCGCCCAACUGUAACAUGAUUUAAAACUCUUUGCACCUGUUGACCUUUACCCUGUUUCUUUUAUACGCUUCACAGCUAUGCAAGUUAAUUGUACUUUUUAGCUUUUUUAUGCUCUUUGUAGCAGAGAGAUAAAACGGAUGUCUGCUCCUGUCUUGACUGAAUGAUGUGGCUCUCUGCGUGUUGUUUGAAAGUUGUUGCAGGGCAGGAGCAGACAUUCUGUUUGAUUGUACGACAUUGAUGAAUUUAUUUUCUACGCUUGGUGAUUGUUUUAUUUUCUUCUAAUAUUUAAACUACUGUAAGUGGAGAUGGCUGUGGUAUUUUAAUGUUUGUGUGCUUGAAUGAGAGUGAUCUAAAUGAAUGGCGAUAUCAUGAUCCCAGCUGUAUUCAUGUGUUGUGUUGAGCUGCAUUUUGUUUUUAUUUUUUAAUGACUGGAAAAUUGGUGAAAAAUCAAUCCGUUUCACCGCAGCUAUUAUAUAAGCCAAUUCUGUAUCUGAUGCCAUGUAGCAAUUCUUAAUUUUAUAUUUAUUUUAAAAUACAGUCAAAGAAAAAUUAUUAUUAAAUCAAGUACUUGAAUUCGCAAUUGUAAUUUUGGAAAAUACAGCAUGCACACUGUUUUUAAAAGGACAAAAAGGCUACUUUAAUGUUUCCUGAUGUGGCGUCACUGUGAGGCAACAAUUUAAAGCCAUUGUAGAGCUGAAGUCCUGCACCAUAUGUGGGUUAGCUUGUCUUCCACAAGCUUUCAGUUCUGAAUGUGUUUUCUGUAAGAGGGUGUCCUUUGUCGCUGUCUGGAAAAAACUGAAACAUUAUACUGGGGUUUUCUGUUUAUAUUUUAAGGGGACAGUUUCACCCUAAAAUCCAAAAUAUAUAUAAUUUCUCUCAUCUGUUGUGCUAUUUAUCAAUCUACAUUUUUUUGGUGUGAGCUGUUUAGUGUUUGCAACAUCAGCUGUAGAGAUCUCUGCCUUCUCUCGAAUAUAAUAGAGCUAGAUGGCGCUCAGCUUGUGGUGCUCAAAGUGCCAGAAAACAUUCUUCUCUCAAGAAAUUGUGCCACAAAAACACAAGAUAAUCCACAAAUCUUAUUGUGAGUAGUUUUAUAUAUGAACUAUUUUUCUUUCUACAAAACGCCAGCUGUAUCACAGUGCAGAGGGAGCCAUGCUGUGCAGUGUGCCAGGGACAGUUGGUUAGAGUCGCCCUGCAUGCACAAAGUGACAUGACUUACUGUUUGCAUCACAUGGCUAACGUUAUCUAACGGUUGUUAAUGCGUUCUGUGAGCGAGUCGAGCCGUUUUGUGUCAUUACGCGUUUGUUUGGACCAUUUAAUAUCUCAGUGUUGAAUGUUAGCUGCUGUGUUGCUCAUGCUAACCAGGCAGACGUUGAACUGCUGGAAGGAGAGCGGCCUCAGAGACAGCAGCAACAGAAAGUUUGCUAAUUCAGCGACGAGUCGGGACGGUCGAUAUUUUAUUUUAGUCGAUAACUUAAAGAUAUUUUGUACCCAGCCCUAUUCACAGUUAAUUCUCAGUUUAAAAAAAUCUCUGCUCAAGGUGUCUUACUUAUUUUUGUUCAUUCAUUCAUUCGCAGAGGGGCUAGAGCCCAUUUUAGCUGUCAUUGGGCAAAGAGCCUUAACAGUUUUCGUUAACAGAUGAAUUUUGUAAGUAAGUGGAUCUUGUUUAGUUUAUCAACUGCUGUUUCCAAGGUAAAGAAUGAUUUGUCAAGCUCAACUUUUAAGACAACCAUGUUGAUAAAUCCCACUACAGAUGAGUAGAUAUUUGUUUUUUUAACUAUAAAAUGGAGAGAGAAGUAUGAUGUUUCAGCUUUUAGAGAAACCCUCUGUGUGAAAUGACAAAUGAAGCUCGUGGAACAGAAGUGACUUCAACAGGCAGACUUCAUAUAAAUUUUACUUACAUGUGACAGGCAGCUCAUUGAUGUUUUUAAAUGCUUAGCUGUGAUGAUCUGUUUAAGAUUAAAUAUCUUAAAAAUAUGUAAUCCUGAUGGCACAUAGAAAUGUAUUUCCCCCCCAUGUAACUUCUGAAUAAUGUUCAUAGAUUUUGCCCAAUUUGUCACUCAGACUGUAAACAUUCCCUUCUCUCUAAUCUCCAUGAUGAAAGGAACGGUUCUUUGAUUGGCAUGUAAAUAUGCAAAGAUGUGACAGAAGCGCUUGCAAAAUACUGUAUUAGGCAACAAUAUAACUGUUGAUCCACAGAUAACCGCUUAGAUCCAGCACAAACUACCAUGCAUGCCUGUGUUUAUGUAGUCAGAGGCACAAACACCAUAAUGAUAUUCUAGAUUUGGUUUACAUUUUAUGGACACUUCAGAGAUGUAACAUGGAAACUGCCAAACCGACCCACACACAUACAGACACACUGCCCUCAAUACAAUUGUGAACCUUUUGACCCCUGGCAGGGACAGUUCCAGCACAGCUUCAUCUGUGGCUGACUUUUGUCCAGGAGCAGCAACGUCCGACCAGUUUAAACUGUAAACCACAGCUGCUGCUGGUCGACAAGUCUCAACACAUUCCCAAAGCCUGCUGCUGUUUUUACAGUCGGCCAGUUGACUUUCUUAUUGACUGAUUUGGCUCUUUGAACCCAUCACAACAGUUGAAGGUGACCUGUUUUACUUCCAGAACCAUUUCAACCAGAGUAGAAUUUCCCCAUCCAAAAAAUAAUAUUUGUAUUUUUUUAUAAUAUUUCUGCCUCUCAAAAAUCUGCCUGGAUAUUCAAAUGAAAAAGGAUUGUUUAAAAAGUCAGCCAACACUGUGCAUCUAAAGAAAAAUCUUAGGUUAACAUGGGAACUCAAUGCUUGAUGCAGUUCAUUUCAAAAACAAAUACUGCACAUUUCUAGCUAAAUAAAAAUGCAGCUGCCAUUUUGGAGACCAUUUCUUCAGUACUGUUUUAUAGUGAAUGAAAUGUCAAUUGCAGAUUUUUUGUUAUAUCACAUACAUAGAGCCUCGAAA